This is a messenger RNA of Uloborus diversus, 672 nucleotides long. Its product is annotated as dCTP pyrophosphatase 1-like. The transcript has 4 exons. Gene Ontology annotation, biological process: nucleoside triphosphate catabolic process. Gene Ontology annotation, molecular function: nucleoside triphosphate diphosphatase activity. Lineage: Eukaryota; Metazoa; Arthropoda; Arachnida; Araneae; Uloboridae. The record is from RefSeq and is a predicted model, not a curated record. Bases 72 to 527 code for a protein of 151 amino acids.
GGAAAUUUGAUUUUGUUGUUUUGAAUGUAGAUUCGAUAAAAUUGUGAUAAAGAAGAAAAACAAAUUUCACUAUGUCAUCAGUAUGCACCAAUGAACUCACACCUUCCGUUCCGUCUGAAGAUUCAGUACCAGUAACUGAGAUCAAAAAUUUGUUCUCAUUCAGCUCUAUACCUAAUUUUGAAGAUAUCCGUAGACUUCAGGCCAAGUUUUGUAGAGAAAGGAACUGGGAUCAAUUUCAUCAACCAAGAAAUUUACUAUUGGCACUUGUUGGAGAAGUUGGUGAACUAGCUGAACUGUUUCAAUGGAGAGGAGAAGUUCAAGAAGGCUUAUUUGAUUGGAAAGAUGAAGAUAAAGAACACCUUGCACAAGAAUUAAGUGAUGUUUUAAUAUACCUUUUGCGCCUGAGUGAAAAAUGUCAUAUUGAUCUACCAACAGCAGUACUUAAUAAAAUGAGACUUAAUGAAUUAAAAUACCCUAUUUCAAAAGUUUCCGGAUGCAGCAAAAAGUAUAAUGAGUACUCUGAUUGAAAGUUACUUUGUUUCGUUGUCAUUAUAGAAGCAUUUAUAUAAAACUGCUGCCUGUGUUUGCAAACUAUUUGUUGUAAAGUGUAUUUUUAAUAUGUGUCACAUUUAUGAUCAGUACUUCUGAAAUAAUAAAUCCUUUUUUUCUAUA